Molecule: messenger RNA, 1911 nt
Organism: Malania oleifera
Lineage: Eukaryota; Viridiplantae; Streptophyta; Magnoliopsida; Santalales; Ximeniaceae
Product: ammonium transporter 1 member 3-like
Exons: 1
Coding region: 238-1617 (459 amino acids)
Biological process (GO): ammonium homeostasis; ammonium transmembrane transport
Cellular component (GO): membrane
Molecular function (GO): ammonium channel activity
Source: RefSeq, a predicted model, not a curated record
GAAUCUAAUUACUACUGAUUUAAAAAAAAAAUAAACAAAAUUUAAAGCUAUAAACAAGCAAUUUAGCAAGAAUAUUGGACUGGUUAACUAGGUCGCAGCUUUUUGGUGUACCGACAACCACUGGUAAAACAAUGGCCAUUGGGCACCUACCAUUCAAUUUGCUUGACAUGUGUAGCAUGAUAUCCAUAUAUCUCCUUCUCCUUCCUUUAUUCAUCGCCAACCAUCUAUCUCUCUCCAAUGGAGGUUUCGUGGGAAACUAGUGUCACAGACUCCAUCAAUACUAUCUACCUACUUUUUUCAGCAUACCUCGUCUUCGUUAUGCAGAUAGGCUUUGCCAUGCUCUGCGCCGGAUCCGUUCGAGCCAAGAAUGCCAUGAACAUAAUGCUCACAAAUGUGGUGGAUGCUGUCGUCGGCAGCAUUUCCUACUACCUCUUUGGCUUUGCCUUUGCCUUUGGCAGCUCAAACCCUUUCAUCGGCUCUCAAUACUUUGCUCUUAAAGAUGUCCCGAACACCAGCUAUGACUACAGUUUCUUUCUUUUUCAAUGGGCAUUUGCUAUUGCAGUUGCUGGAAUCACUAGUGGCUCGAUAGCUGAGCGAACCCAGUUCACCUCCUACCUAGCUUUUUCCUUUUUCCUCACUGGAUUCGUUUACCCGGUUGCAGCUCAUUGGGUUUGGUCCUCCAGUGGGUGGCUUAGCCCAAGUUCAAGCACUCCAUUGUUCAGUUCAGGUGCUAUUGAUUUUGCAGGGAGCGGUGCAGUGCAUUUGGUGGGUGGAGUUGCAGGAUUAUGGGGAUCUUUCAUAGAAGGCCCGCGGAUUGGCCGAUUUGAUGCCUUUGGAAAACCCCUGCAAAUGCGAGGACACAAUGCCACUCUUGUGGUACUCGGGACAUUCUUGUUGUGGUUCGGUUGGUUUGGGUUCAACCCAGGUUCAUUUGAUAAAAUUCUUGUUGCAUACCCUAAUACAACAGAUGAGGGCAACUGGACUGGGGUGGGCCGAACUGCAGUCACAACCACACUUGCUGGGUCAAUGGCUGGAAUUACAACCCUACUCGGCCGACGCUUGCUCGUGGGUCACUGGGACGCACUGGAUGCUUGCAACGGGGUUCUGGGGGGAUUCGUCGCGAUCACGUCAGGCUGCUCCGUGGUUGAGCCAUGGGCUGCAAUAGUAUGCGGGUUUUGUGCUGCAUGGGUCCUGAUUGGGCUCAACAUCUUGGCGCUGAAACUGCAGUAUGAUGACCCACUAGAGGCAGCUCAGUUGCACGGUGGCUGUGGAGUCUGGGGUCUGCUAUUUACAGGCUUGUUUGCCAAGGAAGAAUUUGUUGUUCAGGCCUAUGACUCGGGCCAGAGCGGUGUGGUUCGCCCAUAUGGCAUCUUGAUGGGUGGGGGCUGGGGUUUGCUCGGAGCCCAAGUGAUUGAGGUUCUGGUGAUUGUGGGCUGGGUCAGUCUCACAAUGGGCCCUCUUUUCUACAUCCUCCAUAAACUCAGGAUUCUGAGGAUUUCUUUUGAGGAUGAAAUUGCGGGGCUUGAUAUCUCGAGUCACGGAGGGUACGCAUAUGUUGCACAUCCAGAAGAAAACUAUCCCCGCUUUUAUGCAGAUUACAUGCACAUGCAAGAAUAGCAGCGACCGAGCAGCACUGCAGCUUUGAUGGAUUAUUUACAGUUCAAUCUUUUAAUAUUCCCCGGACAGAGAAGACUGGGCUAUUGCAGUGGCAGCUAUGGAAAUUCCUCCUACCACCGAAACCCAACCCAGAUGCCAAAGGGAUGUAUCCUUCCAAGCGCAAGAGAUGUGUACCCGAUCAAGCGAAGACUCAAGCUCGAGUGAAAGUUCAACGAAUCUAAUGUUUAUUUUUUAAGGGUGAAGUGAACAACCAAUCAAAGAUUGCAAUAAAGACAGACAAUUAGUUUCCUUGCA